Mytilus trossulus (common blue mussel) is the source of this 464-nucleotide messenger RNA. RefSeq lists its product as uncharacterized. The transcript has 5 exons. NCBI's taxonomy places the organism in Eukaryota, Metazoa, Mollusca, Bivalvia, Mytilida, Mytilidae. The coding region runs from base 42 to 464 and encodes 140 amino acids. The record is from RefSeq and is a predicted model, not a curated record.
CCUACACUUUCUAACUGAUUGCACGUAUAAACACUUGCACGAUGAAGAGCUAUAUACUUGCCUUUGUACUGCUUUUAUCGUAUGAUUAUGCCACAGGUCAAUGUAAUUUCCCGUGCAAAGCGCAAAAAAGGCUUUAUGAUUGGCUUGCAGAUAAUGGUGACGCUACUGGUUCUCAGGUAAAGUUCGACGCGUCAACUUACACACUUUCUGUAAACGGCACAGAGUAUAAAACGGACUGUGUUCAUCGAUCUGGACCUUUCUAUGUACUAAGACGUACAAUUAAUGGAGUAGUUUCUUAUAUUUGCCUGAAGAACUCGAGGUUUACAAUAUCUGCUGACUUCUUAGUCUUAUUUAGAACUGAAUGGAAGGCAUUUACUGGAAAUCCAACUUUGUGUGACGUGUGCACCGGAAAGGAUUUUAUUGCACCGGAACUUUUAAACGAUGUGAAUACCACUGGUAAGUAA